UGCUCCAUUUGGUACUGCAAACUUGAGGGGAAUACUACUACUACUACUACUACUGCUGCUACUACUACUACUACUACUACUACUGCUAUUACCAUUACAACUACUACUUCAACUUUUACUACAACUACCACUCCCAUGACAUCCGUCUACUACUAAUAGUUUUACUUUUAGUUUUACUUCUACAAAAACUAGACUACAAGUAUCUACUACAACUUCAGUUUUUACUGCUCUUGUUUGUGAUUACAAGACUUACUCUUGGAGAUUAUAUUUUAAUUUUAUAACAGUGGACAUUAACCACUAAAGAGCAAUACUUUUUAAAUACUUGAGGAGCUUCUAUUUUUAUAUUUUAUAGCUGUAACUUCAAACAAAUUGUUGAAGAAAGACUUGGAUUUUUUUUUUUUUUUUUUUGGAAUGACUAAUUUAUAACUUCAACAACCAGUACUACUACUACUGCUACUACUACUACUACUACUACUAUCAAAUACAGCUCAAGACUGAAGACUGCUCUAUCCAUUUUUCAAUUUUAAAUACAAAAAACUAAAAAGAAUCUACAACAACUACUGCUGUUGCUGCUACUACUACAGCUACUACCACGACUAUUACUAUUACUACUGCUGCUGCUGCUACUACUACUACUACUACUACUUUUACACACUUUUGGACUACAACUAAUUGCAGUUACUACUUACUACUAAAACUAUUCAGAAUUCCUCUCUAGUAAACUACAUCAAAACUAGUAUUUUUAAGUUACCAUGCGGUGCUUAACUAUUUUUACUCUACUUCUACUUCACCCGCUCCUCUCCAUCCAAAGAGCGGCCCACACGACUCCAGCCAAGACAAAAACGGUGGACGUGAACGGGACAUUAGGAGCUGGAGAGCAGUGUGGAAUCUAUACGUUAAAAUGUGCUCCUGGUUUAAAAUGUAAGGCACCAAAGGACGAGGCCAAACCACUGCGAGCUCUUCUGGAGGGAAGAGGGACGUGUGGGAGCUCCAAGAAGACUGUCAAAGCACCGACAUCAACCCGCACUACAGACACAACUCCUACAGCGGCCCCUGAAGAGGCUCCGUGUCGUAAGCAUUUAAACUCUGUGCUCUCCGCUCUGGGACCUCAGCUGAUCACACCUCAGGAGGGGCUCUACCUGCCCAACUGCACCCGCCACGGCUUCUACAAGAGGAGACAGUGCCGGUCGUCCAGAGGGACGCAGAGGGGCCAGUGUUGGUGUGUGGAUCCGAAAGGGGCACCAGUCAACUCGAACUGUUAAAGAGACGGAACACAGAGACACUUAAAACAUGUUCUGAAGAUGAAGGAACAACACAACAGCCUAAUGUGACUGCAAUGAUGUCAUACUCAGAUGGAAACAAAAGACUGUUAUCCCUAUUGAUUAUAUUGUACUCUUCAAUUAAAUAUCCAAAAGGUAAAUUCACAAACGCUGAACCUGAUCAUUUCUAUUCAUGAGAAGACCCAAGAACUUGCUAUAACCACAGAAAUCUGCAUGUUAACAGUAUUGAUUUGAGCUGACCCCAUCUGUGUUCAAUAUCACUGAUCUAUGGAAUAUUGUGAUGUCAUCUGAAACCCUGCCACAUGGACAUGGGAGUAUCUAACAACAUAGCUCAAGCACUAUUCAUAUCAAAAUCUUAUAAUACAAAUUCAGAACAAAAUACUACACACAAAGUACCAGUUAAAUUCAUAUUUGGGCAUUUUGUAUCGGAUGUACUGCGUAGAAUUCUUGUUUUGCAUCAUGUGUUGUUAUGACGAUGUACAGUGAAUAAUAUAUUUGGUCAUAUUUAUCUUUUUUAUGCUUUUAUAUUAUUUAUCCUGUAAGUGUCUAUUUAUAUCAUAAGUCAAAUACUCAUUUUGUAAUAUUCAAUAAAUUCUUACUUUUUGCA
Messenger RNA from Boleophthalmus pectinirostris (great blue-spotted mudskipper), 1887 nucleotides. Its product is annotated as insulin-like growth factor-binding protein 6. Gene Ontology annotation, cellular component: extracellular region. NCBI's taxonomy places the organism in Eukaryota, Metazoa, Chordata, Actinopteri, Gobiiformes, Gobiidae. Gene Ontology annotation, molecular function: insulin-like growth factor II binding; fibronectin binding; insulin-like growth factor I binding. The coding region runs from base 753 to 1262 and encodes 169 amino acids. The transcript has 4 exons. The record is from RefSeq and is a predicted model, not a curated record. Gene Ontology annotation, biological process: regulation of insulin-like growth factor receptor signaling pathway.